This is a messenger RNA of Scleropages formosus (Asian bonytongue), 1902 nucleotides long. It is a transcript of the gene slc25a14, whose product is annotated as solute carrier family 25 member 14. Bases 49 to 1119 code for a protein of 356 amino acids. Gene Ontology annotation, biological process: transmembrane transport. The transcript has 8 exons. NCBI's taxonomy places the organism in Eukaryota, Metazoa, Chordata, Actinopteri, Osteoglossiformes, Osteoglossidae. The record is from RefSeq and is a predicted model, not a curated record.
UCCAAUAGCGAGCAGAAGUCUUUGCGCUGGCGCUUGCAUCAAUUUUUCAUGCACGGGUGUCAUUCCGGUGCAGUUUCUUUUUCUGUUUUUGUUUUUUUUUUUUCGGCGGUGCGUCGGAUGGGCUCAGACACCUGCAGCGUUGAGCUGCGAGUCGCAAUGUCUUUCUUCGUGCGUUUGAAACUGUUCGUUUACCUGUAUUGCGGCGGCUUGUUGCUGUUUUUAGCCGGUCUCCAGCAGACCGAGGGCGCAAACACGGACAUGGCCAACCUGAACUGGAAGCCCUUCAUCUACGGCGGGAUGGCCUCGAUCGUGGCCGAGUUCGGCACUUUUCCCAUUGACCUGACGAAGACCCGGCUCCAGGUGCAAGGACAGACCCAUUGUGCCGAGGUCCGCUACCGGGGCAUGUUCCACGCCCUGCUGAGAAUCGGACGCGAGGAGGGUGUGCGUGCCCUUUACUCGGGGAUUUCACCGGCAUUGCUACGUCAGGCCUCUUAUGGAACCAUCAAGAUCGGCACAUACAACACGCUCAAGAAGCUAUUUGUGAGUCAGCCUGAAGAUGAGACCAUGGUCAUCAACGUGUUUUGCGGAGUUGUGUCUGGGGUCCUCUCGUCAUGUUUGGCUAAUCCCACCGACGUGCUAAAGAUCCGUAUGCAAGCACAGGGGAGCCUUCUACAAGGUAGCAUGAUGGCCAACUUCAUCAACAUCUACCAGACAGAGGGAACCCGGGGUCUCUGGAGGGGGGUCAUCCCUACAGCCCAGCGAGCUGCCAUCGUGGUUGGAGUGGAACUUCCUGUCUACGACAUCACAAAGAAACACCUUAUUCUCUCUGGUCUCAUGGGAGACACUAUAUUAACGCAUUUCAUUUCCAGUUUUACGUGUGGCUUGGCGGGGGCACUGGCCUCCAACCCUGUUGAUGUGGUGCGGACACGCAUGAUGAACCAACGCGUGUUGGCAGGAAAUCCCAUUUACAAAGGCACGCUGGAUGGGGUGAUGCAGACCUGGAAGAAUGAGGGAUUCUUUGCCCUUUAUAAAGGAUUCUGGCCCAACUGGCUACGCCUCGGUCCCUGGAACAUCAUCUUUUUCAUUACCUUUGAGCAGCUGAAGAAACUUCCCUUAUAGCUGAAGGCAGGACGUGGCCCUGGGAACUGCACGUGUAGAUGCGUUUGCAUGCGUGUGCAUGCUCUAGCAGGAUUGGAGUGCAGGCUCCCAGGCUCACUGCACCCUGCCGUCUUAUUCUUCUGCAUUUACAAUCUUGCCUUUUUUUUUUUUUUUUUUUUUUUUGACUCAUCGCAUUUGUAUGUAUUUGGACACUCAUCUAUAUAUGUUGGUUUUCUGUUAAUAUCUAUUUAAUUUUGUGCAACUUAUUCAAUUUUUUUUGUUGCUCAUUACUGGUUGCUCUGAUGCUGUUCCUGGAACCUCAGGUGUAGGUUGUAAGCGGAAUGGAAAAGGACAGUGAAAGGGAAGUUGGCAUGGAAAAAGGAGUGUCAGGCAGCUAUGAUUAUAUAUUCUGUAGAGCUAAGAGACUGAGUGGCUCAGCACUUGGCAGUUGUGUUAUUCACAGUGGGUUGAAUGCACAGCUUCUUGUUGCUCGUGAACGCAGGCCUUAAAUGGGACGAGCAGUCAUAAUAUCUACGCCGUGAAUAGAUACCAGCUCAGUGUUGGCCCAAGUUGGUGACUACGAGACCAGCUCAGCACUAAUCGGGUGGAAACUGGCCACAUGCACACACUGCAGAGCCGUGAAAACGUGCUUAUGGCACGAUCUCUUCAAAACACUCCUCUGGGGAAGCCUUUGGCACCACCUUUUCACCGAAGCAGAUUUGGCAACUAUCCCCAUCUUUUCCAUUUGCCAAAAUUUAUUGUGAAUUUGGUAUUGAUUUUAAAAUGCUUUUUUUUUUUUUUUUU